UAGCCAACUUCUUCAUGGUUCCGAGACAUGGUACGUGAACGCUGCAGAACCCAAUCCAGUUACGAAGAGUUCUGUCUUCUGGGAUACAACGCCGUGCAGUCCAUUGAGAGUCAACCGACGUUUCGGAGGAACAUAUCGCCUCCAUCUUCAGGUUUAAAUCCGACGAUUUAAUUAUCUUCCUGGACGGGAAUCAAACCGAUAAGAGAUUAGUUAAAUAAUGUAUCCGGUGAAAUCACCGACAGAUUUCAGUUACAUAGUAACAAGAAAGAAGAAAGAAAGAAUUGCGUUUGGUUCUUCAAUCGAGAGGGAAUGUUUACCCAUGAAAUGUGGCAUAAGUCGUUUUGAAUGCCAAUAUAUGCCUGAAGUGUUACUUACUGUUGCGCCAACAUCAUAUGGUACCAGCGAUAUCACAUCUGCCUUCAAUUCAAUACGCACCAAGGUAGUGAGCAAACGUGGUGUUGGCGGAAUUGUAAACACAGCUCCUCGUUUCAAGCACGGUGUUUCAGAGACUCCAUCACCAUUAACCUACAACCUACGUUUAUUUCCUUCAAAUGUAAAGUGCAACAAAUAUCCAUUCAGUUCAACUACUCCACGCGUGUGUGGAAUAAAAAAUAACAAUCCUGGUGUAGGAGUUUACAACACAUGUACACCAAAGAGGCCCAUCCAGUUCAGGCACAGUUUUGGAGGUCAUAAGGUAUCAGAUUCUGGUACAGAUGUUAAAUGCUGCCCUGUGAAUGUGGAUGUGUGCUCAAAAUGUGGGAAACAGCCAUAUGGGGACUACUGGCACUUACAUAUGAGGCAGUUUCUGUGCAGAAGUUGCAAAGUUGAAGAGGACUUGAAUGCAACUAGAAGUGAAAAAUUAAUUUUGGAUAAGUAUAGGAGAAUACGUGAUUGUUCACACAUGCAUAACCAUAAUGGCACCACAGCGGCAAUUAUGUUGAUGAACCAACAUGAGCUCCGUGAACUACACACUAAAGAGUUGUACUUCAAUCAACAUUUCCCCAUCCGAAAAGGCAAAUUUUUAGAUGAAGACAAGGAUCAAGUAUUACCAUGGCCUCUGAAGAGAUACAAGUUUAAGAGAAAGUGACAGUUUGGAAAAGCGGCAAGGAUUGACACUAACACACAGUGUGAAACUUCAUACAUUCAUUUGACUGAAUAAGGGUAUAUAGAUAUAGAGCAAACAAGUAGAGGAGAGUAAGAAUAACAUCGGACUCGGUACAAAAAUGAAGAUAAGAAUCAAAGUAUCCAUAAGUAAAAAGUUAACACAAAACAUUGCCUACUAAGUUUAUUUUAUAUUUUUCCUCUGUUCCUGGAUGCUAACUUAACUUGUCAUGUCUUUGCCAUUCCAAAUUGCAUUACAGUGUGUCUUUUUUACUAUUCUUAAAUAAACCAGAUGUUGUGUAUUCAACAAUUAAUUCUACAUGAAAAGUCAUUGUCCAAUGGAAGUAAAAACAAAUGAUGUAAAUAAUUUAUGAAAUGUGCAACUUUAAUGUUAUAAUAUAAUAAUUAAUUCUUAUUCAUUUUUAAUACAGAAUUGCAAAUAUAUAAUAAUGUAUUGUGACAUGCCAAACCGCUGUUGGGAAACGGGAUGUGGAACAAGUUACCACGAAGACAGAUUCUUGAUAAACAGUCUGUUGCCAAGUUACGCAACAGUAAGGAAAGCGGUGUUUCUCCGUGACGUGCCGUGCCGAGUCGAAGCGCACUGGUUGGUACGCAGCAUUAAACAACUCUCGGCAGCGUUGCCAAGCAACGCCUCUGUAAACAUGGUGUCACACAAUAGUGAAGCAAGCUGCAUUUUCCAUUGUCCGACUGAGGGUUCAUAAGAGAGACUGGAAUACCUAAGGAGUCAUAUAACAAAAUUAUGCAGGCAACAAGCAGAAGUCAUAAAAAAUCAUGAUGAGAAUGUUCGCAACAUCAAACAAGGCGAAGCCCAACACAGAAAGUGUAAGAGGCUUAAAAUUGGCGGCGGUCAGGCAUACGACCAUUCAAGUGACUAGACUGCCACGGUAGCAAAUACUACUAGAAAUAGGGCAUAGUCUGCUGUGCUGAGCCUAGACUGACAGAGGCCUUGUAGAUAUUAUAAAUGCUAGAUAUUAAGGCUAAAUUGUAAGUGUACAUAGUGACAAUGGACUAAUACUAUCGACUAUGACUGACAAAUGACAGACCCAACCUCUCGUCAGAGA
Messenger RNA from Cryptotermes secundus, 2183 nucleotides. RefSeq lists its product as uncharacterized. The transcript is spliced from 6 exons. Gene Ontology annotation, biological process: regulation of cell projection organization. Lineage: Eukaryota; Metazoa; Arthropoda; Insecta; Blattodea; Kalotermitidae. The coding region runs from base 218 to 1087 and encodes 289 amino acids. Gene Ontology annotation, cellular component: ciliary basal body. Gene Ontology annotation, molecular function: cytoskeletal protein binding. The record is from RefSeq and is a predicted model, not a curated record.